This is a messenger RNA of Aplosporella prunicola CBS 121167, 871 nucleotides long. RefSeq lists its product as uncharacterized. The transcript has 3 exons. The coding region runs from base 58 to 669 and encodes 203 amino acids. Gene Ontology annotation, cellular component: plasma membrane. Gene Ontology annotation, molecular function: voltage-gated proton channel activity. The record is from RefSeq and is a predicted model, not a curated record. Gene Ontology annotation, biological process: proton transmembrane transport. Lineage: Eukaryota; Fungi; Ascomycota; Dothideomycetes; Botryosphaeriales; Aplosporellaceae.
AUUCUUUGCUGUCUGGUACGUGCUGCUGCAGCUCCCACCCAUUCUCCCUCAGCCACCAUGGACGACGAGGAACGCCAGCUGAACCAGGCCGAAGAGCAGCCUCUGCUGCAGCCCAUCCGCACCUUCAACCAGUUUACCGGCCACGCCGACGCCUCCAUCACUCAAUCCCGCCGCAAGACACAGCAUUUCCUGACGUCCAAGUUUGGCCACUAUGCCAUCCUGUCACUUGUAGUCCUGGACGUUUCAUGCAUCAUUGCGGAUUUCGUAAUCGAGCUGUUCACGUGCGAGAAAAAGGGUCCGAACUCUCGUUGGAAUGAGGCUCUCGAUGCUCUUGGAUGGGUCAGCCUAGUAUUCUCCUGUCUCUUCAUGAUUGAAUUGCUUGCAGCUAUCUGGGCAUUUGGACUACAAUACUUCAACUCAAAGUUCCACGUAUUUGAUGCCCUGGUAAUCACUGCAUCUUUCGUUCUUGAUGUUGUUCUUCAUGGCACCCUCGAGGAGGUGGCAUCUCUAGUCAUCCUCCUGCGUCUGUGGCGUGUCUUCAAGAUCAUCGAGGAACUUAGCGUUGGUGCACAAGAAAAGACUGAAGGGCUUGAAGCAAAGGUGAAGGAGCUUGAAAAAGAAAAUGAAGAGCUGAAGGAAGAGUUGCGGAUCUUUAGAGGGGAGGCCUAACAAAACAGACGAUUAGGAUGAGAAAAUCCCGGAUAUCGGCCAGAACCUCGAGGCGGAUGGUGCAACGGUGCACUGAACUGUACCGCUACUCACAGGUGUACAGAGUCGUCUGUCUUCGGCGGGGUUUUCAACUCAUGCAGCCAUGACUACCAUCAAGAAAGCUGCCAGGCACAGGUACAUAUGUAAGUGUCAUGUACAAGAG